Molecule: messenger RNA, 5985 nt
Organism: Lagopus muta (rock ptarmigan)
Lineage: Eukaryota; Metazoa; Chordata; Aves; Galliformes; Phasianidae
Gene: MAGI1
Product: membrane associated guanylate kinase, WW and PDZ domain containing 1
Exons: 24
Coding region: 427-4209 (1260 amino acids)
Biological process (GO): signal transduction
Cellular component (GO): cytoplasm
Molecular function (GO): protein binding
Source: RefSeq, a predicted model, not a curated record
CAAGGGCGCCUGCGCCGGAGGUGCGGAGCGCGGCGGAGCGGGACGGAGCGAAGUGAAACAAAACAAGCGGGGCUUUGUAGCGCCUUAAAGGCGCCGCGUCCGCUCCCGCGGAGAGAGAGAGAGCGGAGGAGGAAGGAGAGAAAACAAAGCGGCCCCGCGGCGGUGGAGACAGGGAGGGCGAGAAGGAGCCGGAUUUGCUUACUGAGCACUUUUUAAAUUUUUACUUUUUUUUCUUUCUUUCUUUCAGUUUUUAUUUUUAUUUUUUUAUUUUUUGAAGUCCCUUCCGCGGGCGCGGAGCCAUGCGGGCGCGGCGCCGGCGGUGAUGGCUGUGAGCGGGCGGCGCGAAGCGGUCUAUGAAGCGGCGGGUCGGAGCCCCUGCGCACCUGCUUAACGCGCCGCCGCGGGCGCGGAGAGCCGCGCAGCACCAUGUCGCGGGUCGUCCAGAAGAAGAACCACUGGGCCAGCCGGGUGCGGCAGUGCGCGCUGAGCCGCGGGCCCGGCGGGCAGCUGGGCUUCGUCCUGCUGGGCGGCGCGGAGCACGGCGAGUUCCCCUACGCGGGAGCGGUGGCAGCGGGAGGCGGCGAGCAGGCGCUGAGCGAGGGGGAGCUGCUGCUGGAGGUGCAGGGGGUGCGCGUGUCCGGGCUGCCGCGCUACGACGUGCUGGAGGUGAUCCGGAGCUGCAAGGAGCCCAUCGUGGUGAAAGCCGUCAAACAAGGAAGCAGACUGAACAAAGACCUGAGACAUUAUCUCAACCAGAGGUUUCAGAAAGGAUCGCCGGAUCACGAUCUACAACAGACUAUUAGAGAUAACCUUUAUCGCCAUGCUGUGCCUUGCACAACCCGUCCUCCGAGAGAAGGAGAAGUGCCUGGUGUGGACUAUAACUUUCUGACUGUGGAGGAGUUUCUGGAGUUGGAGCGAAGUGGGACCCUCCUGGAAGUAGGAACCUAUGAAGGUAACUAUUAUGGAACGCCCAAGCCUCCCAGCCAGCCCCUCAGUGGGAAAGUGACUUCCACCGAUGCUCUGCAAAACCUGCAGUCUGGCUCCAAGCAGUCGACUCCAAAGCGAACCAAGUCUUACAAUGAUAUGCAAAAUGCUGGCAUAGUGCACACAGAGAAUGAGGAAGAGGAUGAUGCACCUGAAAUGAGCAGUAGCUUCACAGCAGAGUCUGGUGACCAAGACGAUCAUCACACGCAUAUCGUCAGAGAGACAGCCCCACCGUCUGCGAUUGAUAGCCACACCAAUCUUCCCACCACGGAACCAUCUCAGAGCCUCCCUCAAUACCUACCUCCUUCUGCCGAGGAUAACCUAGGUCCUCUGCCAGAAAACUGGGAGAUGGCCUACACCGAGAACGGAGAAGUCUAUUUUAUAGACCAUAAUACAAAAACAACAUCUUGGCUAGAUCCACGGUGCCUGAGCAAACAGCAGAAGCCUCUAGAAGAAUGUGAAGAUGAUGAAGAAGGGGUACACACGGAGGAACUGGACAGUGAACUAGAGUUGCCUGCUGGUUGGGAGAAAAUUGAGGAUCCCGUAUAUGGUGUCUACUAUGUAGACCACAUCAACCGGAAGACGCAAUAUGAGAACCCGGUUCUUGAAGCAAAGAGGAAGAAGCAGCUUGAACAACAGCAGCAGCAGCCACCAGAAGAAUGGACAGAGGAGUGUCCAUCUCUCCCACCACCCGCUGCUCCAAACCUUGUUUCAAACAACCAAGAGGCAGUUCGGGAAGCACCAGUGCAAGGGAAACCUUUUUUUACAAGAAACCCUUCUGAGUUGAAAGGGAAGUUCAUCCACACCAAGCUAAGGAAAAGCAGCAGGGGGUUCGGCUUCACCGUCGUCGGAGGAGAUGAGCCAGAUGAAUUUCUGCAGAUCAAAAGUUUGGUGCUUGAUGGCCCUGCGGCGCUGGAUGGCAAAAUGGAGACAGGGGACGUCAUAGUCAGCGUGAACGACACCUGUGUGCUGGGGCACACUCACGCCCAAGUUGUGAAAAUCUUCCAGUCCAUCCCCAUUGGUGCCAGCGUGGACCUCGAACUGUGCCGAGGCUACCCCCUGCCCUUCGAUCCCGAUGACCCCAACACGAGCCUGGUGACUUCCGUGGCAAUUUUGGACAAAGAGCCGAUCAUUGUGAACGGGCAGGAAAAUUAUGACUCCCCAGCCAGCCACAGUAGUAAAACAGGGAAAGUCAAUGGCACAAAGGAAGCGAGACCCAGCAGCCCAGCUGAGGUCUCCUCCAACGGACCCCAUGGGUACCCCAAUGACACAGUCUCUUUGGCGUCUUCAAUAGCAACACAACCUGAACUGAUAACCGUGCAUAUAGUGAAAGGGCCCAUGGGCUUUGGCUUUACUAUAGCAGACAGUCCCGGUGGGGGUGGCCAAAGAGUGAAACAGAUUGUGGACAGCCCAAGAUGCCGGGGCCUGAAGGAGGGUGACCUUAUAGUCGAAGUCAACAAGAAGAAUGUGCAGAGCCUCACUCACAACCAGGUGGUGGAUAUGCUGAUUGAAUGUCCGAAGGGAAGUGAGGUCACGUUGCUGGUGCAGCGAGGAGGACUGCCGGUCCCAAAGAAGAGCCCAAAGUCGCAACCACUUGAAAGGAAAGACAGCCAAAACAGUUCUCAGCACAGCGUCUCCAGCCACCGCAGCGGGCACACCGCGUCCCCGGCUCACAGCACACAGGUGCUGCCCGAGUAUCCUGCCGCCGAGCCGCCGGCUGCCGACCAACCCGACGCUUCUGGGCAGAAAAAGCCAGAUCCGUUCAAAAUCUGGGCCCAGUCCAGGAGCAUGUAUGAAAGCCGACGUGAGUAUGAAACAGCUAUGUCACCUUCGCCUGCAACUGGACUGAGCAAGGGUGAGAGAGAGAGAGAAAUCAAUUCCACGAGUUUUGGAGAAUUUCCAGAUUACCAAGAGCAGGAUAUCUUUCUAUGGAGAAAGGAAACCGGUUUUGGAUUUAGGAUUCUGGGUGGAAAUGAGCCUGGAGAACCUAUUUACAUCGGUCACAUUGUACCGUUGGGUGCUGCUGAUGCUGACGGCCGCCUGAGGUCAGGCGAUGAGCUGAUCUGUGUGGAUGGGACGCCUGUGGUUGGGAAAUCACACCAGCUUGUUGUCCAGCUUAUGCAACAGGCAGCCAAGCAAGGUCACGUCAAUCUGACCGUCAGGCGCAAAGUAGUUUACACAGUCCCCAAGGCAGAAAACGAAGUCCCAUCCCCAGCCUCUUCCCACCACAGCAGCAACCAACCGGCCUCGCUGACAGAGGAGAAGCGAACGCCGCAGGGCAGCCAGAACUCCCUCAACACCGUCAGCUCGGGCAGCGGCAGCACCAGCGGCAUCGGCAGCGGCGGCGGAGGCGGCAGCGGCGUGGUGAGCGCCGUGGUCCAGCCCUACGACGUGGAAAUCCGCCGCGGUGAGAACGAGGGCUUCGGUUUCGUCAUCGUGUCGUCGGUGAGCAGGCCGGAGGCGGGGACGACGUUCGCGGGAAAUGCAUGUGUGGCCAUGCCUCACAAAAUAGGUCGGAUAAUUGAAGGGAGUCCCGCAGACCGCUGUGGCAAGCUGAAAGUAGGCGAUCGCAUCUUGGCCGUCAAUGGGUGCUCCAUCACCAACAAGUCGCAUUCAGACAUCGUCAACCUCAUUAAGGAAGCGGGAAACACCGUUACUCUGCGCAUCAUUCCAGGAGAUGAAUCCUCCAAUGCUACUUUAUUGACCAAUGCAGAAAAAAUUGCUACAAUUACAACCACACAUACUCCUCAGCAAAUACCACAGGAGACCAGCAGGAACAACACAAAACCAAAGCAGGAAUCCCAGUUUGAUUUCAAACCACCCCAAGCAGCACAGCAGGACCAAGAUUUUUACACUGUUGAGCUGGAAAGAGGAGCCAAAGGGUUUGGCUUCAGCCUGCGAGGCGGCCGGGAGUAUAAUAUGGAUCUGUAUGUGCUGCGGCUAGCUGAGGAUGGGCCAGCUGAGAGAUGUGGGAAGAUGAGGAUUGGUGAUGAAAUUCUAGAGAUCAACGGGGAAACUACCAAGAACAUGAAGCAUGCUCGGGCCAUCGAACUGAUUAAAAAUGGUGGCCGCAGGGUCCGCCUGUUUCUGAAACGUGGAGAUGGCUCUGUCCCAGAAUAUGUGUCUUACCAACCUUUGCAACAUAUGGUUAAUUGCCUCGCUUGUACUGAAUUUUCUACACAUUUCAUCCUUUGCUUGCUUCCAUGGACUUGGGGCGCAGUGUAAGGCAAGAUCAUCAUAGCAGUAUUUUUUGGUGAUCAGAGAGGAAAACAAAACAAAACAAAACCUUAUUGUCUUGUCCAGCCAAACAAGGAAUGUCAUUGAACUGUGCCAAACUGUUUCUCAGCGGCUGAAAUGUUGUUCAAAUAGGUCUCUACUUCUAAUCAAUGCAAAAACUGGGAUGCUGAGUUGUUAUUCUGAAGCAGUGAUUAUUUAUUUAUUUUUUGGUUAGGAUUUUCUCUUAGUUCCUGUCUGUAUUCAUAGACACGAAUGCCAAGAUGGCUUACGGGAUUUUGCCUUCCCUUAAUAUUUAUGUAAAUAUUUAUAAAGUUAUUUAAGGAAAAAAGGAAAAGAAAAAAAAAAGCUUUACUGCAAAAAAUAUAUUGAUUUGGCCUCCUGAGCCCUUUUCUCCCCCUGUAAACAGUCUGCUGGUUUCAACUUGUUAAUUCAUAAGGUCUGAAAAGGCGUGGAAGUUAUGAAAAGGUGCUCUCGUCUCUGUGGUGGGGGAACAUUCAGCCCUUGUUUCUCACUAAGAAUUGCAUUAGAAUUCCUUUUCUUCCCCUGGAGGUUGGAUUGCUGGGUGGCUUAACAUAGCACACUAUUUAAUAUUACAAUUAUGUCUUAUUUAUUUGAGAUAAUUGUCAUAUAUUGUGCCCUCGAUGGAGGGCUACUCCCAACCAAAGGUCUUUGAGGUUUCUAAGGAAACUGAUGAUUGAAGGGAUGUCCUUUACAUUUUUCUCCCCUUAUUUGGGUUCUUUCUGUGUCAGUAAGAUAUGUGUUUAUCAUUCGCUCCAUGUUCUAGUAUCAAAACCAAAAUCAUUCUGCACAAUUUAUGAACUAGAUUUUCUUUUCAUUUACUGUACAAGGUUUGAGAGUUUCUGCUCACUCUGUUCACUACUUAACUUAAAAUGACAGAUUCAGAGUAUGACCAACCAACAAUUGAAGUAUUUAACAAUACAAAAGGGAAGUUGUGGGUUUAUACUUCUGUAAUAUACAUAGCACACCAGAAGGUUCAAUGAUGGCACUGAAAUUCUGUAAUGUUCUUUCUACUUUUGUCUUUUCCUAUACUCCUUUGGAUGUACAGUACUGUAUCAUAUGCUAGACUGCAUCAAUACCCUGUAAAUUAAGUGCUUCACAUCUCAAAGCGUAUGUCUGUUGCACUGAGGAUGAAAAUCCAACACCAGUUUUCUUUUGGCUAAUGCUAAACCACUAAACGUUCAUUCUCCAUGCAAGGAUUUAAUAUACAGGGGCUGCACUACUUACUGUAAAGAAUAUCCUUGUAACAUUUGGGACUCCUUCCUCUCUUUGUUCUGUUCGCUGCAGUCACAAAUGGUUCCUCUAAUAAUGUUAAGUUCCAAUAUUUUUCUGACUUGAUUGGAACGUGCUUCUCUAUGAGGCUGUAUAUUUUUGUAAUGAGUUUUGUACUUAUUUUUAAUGUUGUGGUCUCUGGUGGACUUUAUUUUUCGUCGUUGUUUGAUUGUUAAUGUUUUUUCUAUGACAUUCUGUGUCGCUGUUCCAGCUGUCUUUUAGAAUGGAUGCUCUCGUUGUCUGGGUUAUCGAAUCACCUCUUAGAUGUCUCUUUAUGUCACAAUAAUAACAACCGCUGUCUUUGCAGCCUUAUAUUUGGGUGAAGCCUAGACAAUCUGACUGGAAAAAUAAACUUUCUUUAUUCUAAGAUAAAAUAUGAAGAUUUUUCUUUCUUUCACCUUUAAUAUAGGGAAUCUAAAUUUUCUACUUUUCUCUUUCUCUUUCUCUUACUUUUCUUGGUGCUGGGCUCUUCCU